GCGCGCGAGACGGUGUCAGCUGCCGAGAGUGGAGAAAAAUAACGGAUGCGUACGAGCGUCACUUCAUCGAGACGUGUUGAACAACGUUAGACAGUUUAUGUUAUUUAGGUAAAACUAAGUUUCGUUCUUUAAUCGUUUACACUGAUUUGUAAAUCUAAAGUGACGCUAUGAAGUUCGUCUUGGUUAUAGUCGCAGCUGGCCUUUUGGCUUUUCUUGGCGCGGUCAUCUGCAUUAUCGCGAGCGUGUAUUCGCGAUCAUCCGCCGCCGCGCCCGAGGCGUUAUCAGACAACCGCACAGUGUCGCUCCUCGAGCCGCUCGCGGGAACCGUCGCGCGCGCCGGCCCGCUGGGCGCUCUCCAUGGUGCUGAAUCAUAUGAAGGCGGCGGACUGGACAUCGGCCUUGAGAUACCAACGCUCAAUGAACUCAGUACUGGCGACGUUACAGGCCCGAGUCCGAAACAGUUCAACCUCAAUCGACUUAUUUGCACUCCCGUUCCCAUCGGUGAAUGCAAAUCGAGGGCUUUGAGGGAACAAGCCGACGACCCGUUCGGGGAUGAGGAGGACUGGAGGUUACGCACCGCCGCCGAGGAGCUCCGGCAGAUCGUCAUGCAACAGAACGAUCAGAUCCUCGUGGACCAGAAGACCAUCACCGAGCUCACCGGGAAGCUCUCGGAGUGUGAGAAUGGGCUGGAGGAGACAAGUCUCCACGAGAGGAGUAUGGGAGUCUGGGCGGGGAACCGUCGCCACAUGGCCGGGGAUGAUGUGAGCGGUUCGGUUGCCUUGCAGCUGCAGACAGCCCGGGCUGUGGAGGAACUGGAAAGAGCGAUUUUACAGCUGAAAGACCGUAUAGAGAAGUUGGAGCUGGAGAUAAGCCCCACUGCGUUGAACCACACCGAACAUGUUGCCAGCACAGUGGGUAGCGUCGUGGUGGGUGAACCCGGCAGACCCGUUGAGGAUCUGGAGGGAGAGCUGGAAAAGAAGAUCCGGCUGCUGGAGAAGGAGAGGAAGAAUCUACGUAAAGAGACCCAGGGCCACCACCAGCACAUCGACCAGGGUCUCAACACCCUGCAGGAGCGCAUCGCAGAGCUGGAACAGAGUCUUACAGAAUACAACUACCCACAAGGGUAUAAACUUUCCUUCCCUGUGCGGACUAACUACAUGUAUGGGCUAGUCCGGCGGAAUAUUCCCGAGAUGUACGCCUUCACGGCGUGUCUGUGGCUCAAACCGUCCGAGCGCGGAAUCGGAACGCCGUUUUCCUACGCGGUGCCGGAACAACCAAACCAAAUUGUCCUGCUGCAAGGAAUACAUAACCCGGCCGAACUUCUCAUCAACGAUAAGGUGGCACAACUGCCCCUGUCACUGCCCCAGGGCAUCUGGCAGCACAUAUGUGUGAGUUGGACUCUACGGGAUGGGGUUUGGAAAGCAUACCAGGGCGGUAAAUUAAGAGGACGGGGUGAAGGAUUGUCAGCGUGGCAUCCGAUCAAAUCCGGGGGCCUGCUGGUGUUGGGACAGGAACAGGACACCCUCGGUGGGCGGUUUGACGCAUCCCAAGCUCUGGUUGGAGAGCUGUCGUUGUUUAACCUUUGGGACCGUGUGCUAUCACCCAUGGAAGUCGCCGCUUUGGCAGCCUGCGCUGAAUCAGCACUACUCGGGAACGUGGUGCCUUGGACUGAUCGUGAUGUGGAUGUUUUUGGGGGGGCUGUGAAGGAACCCGUGGAUCCUUGUGUUCAGACCUCUCAUCCCCGACAGUGAGCGGGGACUUACUUUAUUGAGAAAUGGGGUAAGAUGAGGCUAAGAGAGUUUUGAAAUGUCAAAUAUGACAAUUGUAUCGUUUUGUAUCUACACGCGAGUAUGCUGCAGGUAAGAGAUCUGCUUGUGUAAAUUUGGAUCUGUAGAGCUGCUGCCAAAAGCUUUAAGGUCUGUCUGGUGUUGUCUUUUUAUGAACAUUACUGCACUGUGGUUCCUUCAGAGAUUUUUUUUGUAAGACUUGGCUCAUUGUCAUGUGGUUAUCUACAUGCUUGUCUCAUUUUUUGUGUAAAGUGGAGCUUUUGUGUCUUGCAAAGCGGUCUCAAUGUCUUUGUUUAUUACUGUCUCUGUUCCUUGGAGUCGUGUCCACUGCACUACCCCUUUAACAGUACAAUGUCAUUCAACAUGAAAUCUAAAUUGGCACUGUUUACUUUAAAGCACAUACUUGAUAUUAUAAUAAAAAAAUGUAGAAGUGCAUGUUAUUACAAAACAAGUUAAAAUGCACUUUUUUCCAAUCACCAAUAUUUUUUUACAACCCCUUUUUCCAUUCAUCCAUCAUUAGAUAACAUGAACGUUUUUCUUUUAUAUUAUCCUGCAUCAAAUAAAAAAAAAUUGUUUUAAUAUUUUAACACUUUAAAAUUAGGAAUGCAAAACAGUAUUUACUAUCUUACAGCAUCUUGUCGUGUUCACAUUGCAUUGUCCUUGGCUAUCAUAUAGAAAGAUUAGGGAAGUGCCUGUCUAUUUAUUUGAGUAUCACUAUCGAUUGAUGAUCAGCUGUGAUGUCACUGUAAGUGCUGCAUCAUAUGUGCACCACCAAGGAUCUACAAAGAUAUUGUCAAAAAUGUGGAUGAAAAUAAAACUGUGAUGAAAACGA
This is a messenger RNA of Triplophysa dalaica, 2619 nucleotides long. RefSeq names its product neuronal pentraxin receptor b (gene nptxrb). NCBI's taxonomy places the organism in Eukaryota, Metazoa, Chordata, Actinopteri, Cypriniformes, Nemacheilidae. The record is from RefSeq and is a predicted model, not a curated record. Bases 168 to 1751 code for a protein of 527 amino acids. The transcript has 5 exons.